AAACAAACAAAGCAAGAACAAAAAGUAAAGAGACAAGGAAAGCCAGCACGUAACCAUGAACAUCAACUUGAAUUGUUCUUUAGCAAUCCAAGAAUGCAUAGGUUUGCCUCACUUAGCUCUUGGAUUGGUCUUGAAAACUUACCUCUUUUUUCUUUUCAACCAAUCUGCUCGGUGCCACACAUAAACCAAUGGCGGCUUGGUCACCUACAUUUUUCCGCGCGUCAGGGAGUUUGCUUGUCUUUACUUUGAGUUUUGUUGGGUCCUUGUAUUUAUUUUUGUUGUGAGUGGGUGUUGUGAUAACUUUGGUUCUGGUUUUACGACACACAGUCAGAAUGCAUUCUACGUGCCAAUCAGAUCAUGCAACUGGUUGAAGGUGUGCGGAAAAACUGGUACGAAUGCUACGUAUACUUGGAUUGGCCAUGGUAUUUUGUUCAGUUUAAAUGUCGUGUUUAAUGCCCCAUGCAUCGUCUUUUCGCUGCAACUGCGAUUAAUCUCAUUUUUCCCCUUUCUUUUUCUUGUGCAUAGUUAUGGACAUUAUGCUGAAGGAACUGGCUCAGUGCUCAAAAUGGCAAAUAUCGAUGUGAGUUUUCUUCUUUAAAAUUUUUUUAAUCUAUUACUUCGUUCUCCUUCUAUUUUAACUUAAAGAAAGAAACUGAAAGGAGAGAGGAUAAAGCAAAGAACGAAACAUUUAUUUUGUAUCCACACAUUUCACCCUUAACAGUGACUUCGAUAGCCCCACACGAAUCAAGUACUGUACUUGGUCACAAUUUUGGACAAAAUCUUUGGUAACGCUUGGAACUGAAUCUCUGAAUUUGUUCAAAUACAAUACAAUAUGGUGUUCCCUCUCAUAGGUUGCCCUUCUCCCCUUCUCAGCGUGAUGCUCUAAGUCAUGCAUCAUAUGCUUAUGAAAAGCAAUAUUUUAGUAUGGGGUUAUUGGAAUAAAUCAUAAUGGAAUUGUUUGAUUAAGAUUUUGGAGAAUUGACUUUUCCUCAUGUAGGACUGAGACAAAGGGAAACUGAAGAUACUAAAUGGUGUUAAUUAAUGUUUGUUUAUCACGAAAAUCGUGUCCAAAGAUUUUUUGUUUACUUUUCUUGUAUACUCAUUUUUAGCGCAGGAGUUUGCUGGAAAAGAAAGACGUUUCAAUUAUCACAUUACACACAAAACUAUCGUUUCUUUCGUAAUUCGAACGCUUUCAAAAUUGGCAGUUUCCCACACAGAGCUAAGUCAUCUUUUGGCGAUCGAAGAUAUGUAUGUAGGGUGUUUAUGGUGCAUCCAGACCAAGUUACCGUCUUCCUAUCACGAAGACUGUAUCAAUGUAACAGACAUUUGUUAUCCUUCGUAGGACUCAGAUAUCUUCAGAAGAUACCAGGAUCUUACAGAUGAUAAACAAAAAGCAGAGCUUUUGUCAAUAUUGAAAUUGAGGUAUUUUACCCCACGUGAGGUGGCAAAUCUGCAUGGCUUCCCCUUCGAGUUUCGUGAGUAUUAUCAAUCAUUUGUUUUUUACUUUCAAUCAUGAUGGCACACGCAUCUUAUGUCUUUAUUUCCCAUCCAAAAAACAGCGACAACAACAGAAUACAAAACCUAACACAAAGCACUCACAAAAAGUGCAGUAAAUUGUCAAUGAUUUAGGAAACGAAGGAACGUUAUAUUUACAUGCCUUCAUCCUAGUAUAAUUUAUUAGACGGAAUACCUGCAAGAACAUUUCUUAUUGAUUGCUCGCUAUGUAUCUUAUUAGUUUGCCAACCAUCUCUCUCUCUUUCUUGUUUUAAUAGGUUCCCGAAUACAUUUUACGCUUAUUUUUUGUCAUCGGUUAACUUACAUGAUACAAAUACCAACUGCCUUCCAUUUUAGAAUCUACGAUCCCUUAGGGACUGAAGUCGCCGUAUUGUUACUUGGAGCUUUACUUACUGUCAUUCACUUUUUUGUUUACUUUAUCAGGUUUCCCUUCGUCUUUGUCGAUCAAACAACAAUAUCGCCUGCUAGGAAACAGCCUCAAUGUUCUGGUGGUGUCUGAGUUACUGAACUGUCUCUUCCACGCGCCAUAAUUUUGCAAAGAGACAGACUGGAGAUUGUUCGUGUCUGUGCGGAAAGAAAACGAUGAUGCUUUGAAGAAACUGUCACAGUGACAUUAGUUAUUUACGGAAACAAGAGAGAAGACGUGCUCUACAAAUCGAACAUUUUUUUUUUAUCUGUAAAUAAUAUAGAUUUAGCCAACAAUAAAUGCGUAGC
This is a messenger RNA of Pocillopora meandrina, 2229 nucleotides long. Lineage: Eukaryota; Metazoa; Cnidaria; Anthozoa; Scleractinia; Pocilloporidae. The record is from the annotation of a GenBank genome assembly.